Nicrophorus vespilloides is the source of this 586-nucleotide messenger RNA. RefSeq lists its product as uncharacterized. NCBI's taxonomy places the organism in Eukaryota, Metazoa, Arthropoda, Insecta, Coleoptera, Silphidae. The transcript is spliced from 6 exons. The record is from RefSeq and is a predicted model, not a curated record. Gene Ontology annotation, molecular function: odorant binding. Gene Ontology annotation, biological process: sensory perception of smell. The coding region runs from base 56 to 505 and encodes 149 amino acids.
AGUUGUUUGUGCUUCCAACAUCCAGAAACAACAUAUUAAACCCUAAAAAAGUAAAAUGAAGUAUUUCAUUGUUUUCGUUGCUGCGUGCGUUGUUGCUGUCAAUGCUGCUUUCGAUGAAGAAUUCAAAGCAAAGGUCAUCAAGAAGGUGGAGGAAGUCGGAACAGCAUGUGCUGCCCAGGAAAAUGCGAACGGAGAUGAUAUUGCCGAAUUGAUGGCAAAGAAAGCACCAACCAGGAAGGAAGGAAAGUGUUUGGUCGCCUGUUUCCACGAGAAGUUCGGAGUGCAAGAUAAAGAUGGAAAACUUAGCUUGGAUGGAGCCAUUGCUUCAAUUGAACCAUUCAAGGCAGCCAAUGAGGAAAUUUAUGGGAAAAUGAAGCAAGUAAUUGAGAAAUGCAUAGCUGAAGUUGGAGAUGCCGGAGAUCGAUGCGAAACCGCCAUUAAGUUUGCUGGAUGUGGAAAACGCGAAGGCGAAGCGCUUGGACUUAACGAAUCGUUAAUAAUGUGAGAUGGGUGGAAGAGCGGCUUCGAUGGAUACGCAGUGUUUCUAUUGUAUUUGAAAAGUGUUUUAAAAUUAUAUGUGAAAUAA